CCUCAUUCAACGAACGAGCGUCGCCCUCGUCUUUAUAAUUGACUAUUUUUCCAUCAUUUCUAGUGCUAAGCUAAGCUACAGCGUUUGCUUUUUUAGUUUUAGCAGGUCAUUCAUUAAACCCUAGUCAUUUCAGUGAUAAAGAGAUGGCUCAAACAACUCCAAACCACACGCAGACCGUUUCGGGCUGGGCUGCUCAUGACGAAUCGGGCCACGUCACUCCUUACACCUUCAAACGCAGAGGACCAUUGUUUUCAGGUCACAGGGUCAACUAUUCUGUCAAUAGGGAAAAUGGUAUCAACGAUGUGACCAUCAAAAUCCUCUAUUGCGGCAUUUGUCACACUGAUAUCCAUCACGUCAAGAACGAUUGGGGCAUAACAAUCUACCCUGUUGUUCCCGGGCAUGAAAUUGUUGGGAUCAUCACAAAAGUGGGCAGCAAUGUGACCAAUUUUAAGGUCGGUGAUCGAGCUGGGGUCGGGUGCUUGGCUGCAAGUUGCUUGAACUGUGAGUACUGUAAAGAUGGCCAAGAAAAUUACUGUGAUAAAGUCCAAUUUGUGUACAAUGGCAUUUUCUGGGAUGGCAGCAUCACUUAUGGAGGCUACUCUGAGUUUCUCGUGGCUGAUCACAGGUACGUUGUUCAUGUCCCGGAGAGUUUGCCAAUGGAUGCUGCAGCUCCACUUCUAUGUGCUGGGAUCACAGUAUAUACUCCCUUGAAAGACAAUGGCCUUAUAGAGUCAACCAGGAAGAAAAUAGGGAUAGUUGGGCUAGGAGGUUUGGGCCAUAUUGCAGUCAAGUUUGCAAAGGCUUUUGGUCACCAUGUCACCAUAAUUAGCACUUCCCCAUCAAAGGAGAAGGAGGCCAAACAACGUUUGGGUGCAGAUGAUUUCAUUUUGAGCACCAAUCCAGAACAAAUGCAGUCAAAGAGGAGGACUCUAGACUUUAUUUUGGACACGGUGUCAGCCAAACACUCCCUUGGACCUACACUGGAGUUGUUGAAAGUGAGUGGGACUCUGGUGAUUGUGGGUGCACCAGAUAAGCCUAUGGACCUGCCAUCUUUUCCCUUGAUUUUUGGUAAGCCUCAUUCUGUUCACUGGAAAAGAGUUGUGAAAGGGAGCAUAAUCGGAAGCAUUAAGGAGACACAAGACAUGAUGGACUUAUGCGGGAAGCACAACAUAACAUGUGACAUCGAACUUGUUAAGACAGAUUACAUUAAUGAAGCCCUCGAUCGAUUAGUCAAAAACGACGUUAAAUACCGCCGCGAGACGUGUCCAUCUACGUUCUCGUUUUCAGUCAAGUACACAGUAAUCCAUUCAAUGUCCAAGAUAAGUAAAAUGUUAUGGUCCAAACUAAGAUUGUCCUCCAGGAGGAAAGGCUAUCCCAGUGAGGAUGUAAAAAGCCAAAAGGGAAAUCCAAACGUGAGCGAAGAAUACAACGAAGCAUUCAGGACAAAAUCAUACACGGAACUGUGCAACAAAGUCGAAGACCAACUCGAAACAAGAACAUCUCACAAACAUCACCACAACGAAAAUCUCUCCGAGUAUUUACUAGACCCACCUCAAGAAACCUUAACUUCCAUACUCAAAGCCACUCGAAACCACCAUGAAUUCCUCAUCAACUACUUAAACAAAAGCCAGGAAGCCAGCAGAGUAUGCGAACUCGUCCUCCAAAACGCGCACCAAGCAAUAAGCACAAACCACCACCCCAUAAACAACAUAACCAACCUAAUCGAACAAACUCCCGACCCAAAACGGUGGACCCACCACCACUAUAACAUUCUCCACAAGAACUUAGCCUCGUUCGCCCGCCGUAAAAACCCGUUCCAAUCCACACCGGAUAAAUUCCUCGAGCUCCACGAGAGCUACACUCUCCUACUCCGCCAGCUCACAUCCAAAUACAAAAGGAAGAAAAGAAGAAGGACGCUAAUAAAGGCUGCCAGCUGUGUGGGGUCCACUGCGCUAGCUGUGUCCCUAUUGGUCCUCGCGACAAACGGCGUGGGGUGCGUGGUAGCUGCCACGGGGCUGCUCGCGUGCUGUCUGGGCCUCCUGGCAAUGAAAAGGCGGAAGUUGAGGAAAGGAAAAGCGCGCCGCCAGCUGGACGUGGCGGCAAGAGGGGUGUACACGCUCAUGAACGAUCUCGACACAUUGUGCAGGCUUGUCGGGGUUUUGCAUGAUGAGGUGGAGCGCAGGAAAGUUAUGGUGGGGACGUGUGUGGAGAAGGGGAGGGAUGAGAUGGUGAAGGAAGUGGUGAGGGAGCUGCAGGCUGACGAGGCUUGGUUUAUGGAAGAGGUCGAGGAAUUGAAGAGGCACGUGUGUUUGUGCUUUCUGAAUAUAAAUCGGGCGAGGAGACUACUCGUGCAAGAGAUUGUUUAA
Striga asiatica is the source of this 2366-nucleotide messenger RNA. The record is from the annotation of a GenBank genome assembly. Lineage: Eukaryota; Viridiplantae; Streptophyta; Magnoliopsida; Lamiales; Orobanchaceae.